Messenger RNA from Quercus lobata, 1092 nucleotides. Its product is annotated as RNA polymerase Rpb7 N-terminal domain-containing protein. Bases 332 to 937 code for a protein of 201 amino acids. Lineage: Eukaryota; Viridiplantae; Streptophyta; Magnoliopsida; Fagales; Fagaceae. The transcript is spliced from 8 exons. The record is from RefSeq and is a predicted model, not a curated record. Gene Ontology annotation, biological process: transcription initiation at RNA polymerase III promoter; DNA-templated transcription. Gene Ontology annotation, cellular component: RNA polymerase III complex.
UUUACUCUCAAAACUAACACAGCUACCAAAUUAAUACUCUACCAUCCCAUCCAUAUAUUUUCACGUUAAAACACUGACGGAAUAGGAGCACGUGAGAUGCACGAGUUCCUUAAACCCUAACUAAACCGCAUACGACAGAAAGAAGAGAGAGGAGGAGUGACCAGAGGUCUCACCGGCGGAGAAGAGGGAAAGAGGCGGUAGAACAAGAACCACCGCAGAUCGUCUUCCCGUUGUUUCGCCGCCAUUAUCCCGGUGGCGCCUUGUUGGUUCCACCGUGCCAUUCCCCAGCCACCACCUGUUUUGGAUUACAAAAUAUUUGUACUGGGUCCAAAUGUUCUACCUUAGCCGAAUUGAGCACACAUUUCGCGUGCCACCUAGUCUCCUUAACCUUCCUAUCGAGGAAGCUAUUAAGGGAGAGCUUGAAAAACUUUUCUUAGAUAAGGUUAUUGCAGACUUGGGGCUCUGUGUUUCUGUUUAUGAUAUCAAAUCUAUUGAAGGUGGCUUUAUCUUUCCCAGUGAUGGUGCUGCGACCUAUACGGUUGUGUUUAGACUGAUAAUGUUCCGUCCAUUUGUGGGAGAGAUUAUUGCUGCAAAUGUUAAAGAAUCUAAUGCCACUGGUUUACGCUUAUCAAUUGGAUUUUUUGAUGACAUUUAUAUACCUGCUCAUCUUUUUCCAAAGCCAUCGAGCUUCAAGCCAGACUCAAAUAAGAAGGACAAAGGCACAUGGGAGUGGGAGUAUGAUGAAGAACCAUAUAUUAUUGAUGGGAUUGAUGAGAUCAAGUUUCGAGUUCACAAUGUAAGUUAUCCUCCAAUUCCAAUUGAGCAGCCAAAAGAAGCAAAGCCGUUUGCCCCUAUGGUGAUUACUGGAUCAAUUGAUGAAGAUGGUUUGGGCCCCGUUUCAUGGUGGGUUGAUGCAGAAGAGACCAAGGAAUCUUAAGCCUGUGUGCUGUCUUGCAAAGGAUGUAAAACUGGCUGAGGAUGGCUCUAUUGCAAAGGGGGAAGAUGGUUGUAGAAAAUAGAAGCUUUUUCUUGGUAGCUUUCCUUUUUAUCAAAAAAAAAAAAAAAAAAAAAAAAAAAAAAGAAGAAGAGAGA